AUGGACGAGUUACAAAAAUCAUUAAACGAGUACGAACAACAGCUGUGUAUGGUUAACAGCACCCUUGAAACUGUUGAUGAUGAAAAUGAACGUGAAUCUAUAUUGAGUUUGCAAUCCGAUUUGCAACAACUUAUUGAAUUGACAAAAGAAAACCUCGAAGCUUUAUUACCUAAAGAAUCUACCUCUUCUUCAGAAACUCAAAGCAAGGAUGAAUUGGCUGAUGAGUAUGCUUUAUUUCAGGCAGAGAUGGCAAAGAGUGGUGCAUAUGAAGAAAAAAAUGAAGGUGAUGCUGAUACAAACAGUGAUGACAAAGACAGGGAUAUAGAGGAUGACUUGUCUACUCUACUGGGCAUGAAGUGCUCUGUUUAUCACACACAUAAAUGGGGUGGACAACCGAGUCUAUACAACGCCAUGGUUAGUGCCAUUGUACCCAUGCAAGAAAAUGUUGAAUUUAAUGAUCUUCAGGUUCGUGUUUUAUUUACUCAUCCAACACAUGCUGAAAUGUUACCCUGUCCUUUUUUCCUGGAUGGAGAAUGCAAAUUUAGUGAUGAACAAUGUAGAUAUUCCCAUGGUGCAAUUGUACAAUUAUCAGAUUUAAAAGAAGCAAUAGAACCAGAUUUUAGUGCUUUAAAAGUUGGGAGUAGAAUACUGAUGAAAAUGAAUCCACCACAAGAUGAGGACAUUAGUGUAACUAAAAAAUCAACAGAAAAAUAUCACUUAUGGCAUAGAGCAGUAAUAAAAAGUUUGGAUCCAGAAAAGAAAGUCUGUUUGGUUAAAUUGGAACAUGGAGUUACUGGACAGAAGCGGAAACUAGGGUCAGGUGAAUGUACUGUACAGAUUGAGGACAUUUACCCACUCGACAAUACAGAGGAUGUAGACAGUGACACUAAUGACAGCUUGAGUGACACAGAGUACCCAAGCGCCAAGACUAAAUGUGAGGAAACAGCCCAUGAUAAUCAAAGUCUUUUGAUUGAGAAAAGUCUUCAAAAUCCAAAUAACACUCCUAUUGGAGAAUGGGAAAGACAUACCAGAGGUAUAGGUUCAAGGUUGAUGUUGGCAAUGGGUUACGUGCCAGGGACGGGGCUCGGUGCUGCGAGCGACGGUCGAGUGAAGCCGGUUGAAGCCCGGGUAUUACCUGUAGGAAAGAGUCUCGACCACUGCAUGGCCAUUUCUGAGAAAAAUGCUGCUCAAGAUCCAUUAAAGGUGGAACAAAGAUUGAAAAGGUUACAAAAAAAGGAAGAAGAAAGAAAUAAAAGGAAUUACGAGCGAGAAAAGGAGAGAGAACGGCGAAAUGUAUUUAAUUUCCUCAAUAGAACUUUAGGCAACAAAGCUGAAGAAGUUCCAGAAGCCGACACAUCUGUGAAUGUGAAGCAGUCUACUAGCAAAGACCUAAAUAUAGAACAAUUCAAAAUUAGCGAGGACAAAAAAAGAAUAGAACGCGAAAUAACAAAACUAAAUAGUUCUUUAAUAAAAUACCCGGCAGGGUCCAACGGCCACAAAAGUAUUAAUUUGCAAAUCAUAGAGAAAAACAAAGAACUCACCGGCCUUACGCAAAAAGAGAAGCAAAUAAGUAAGGAACAGGCACAAAGGAAAGAUAAGCAGAAAAUGACUGUUUUUUAA
Arctia plantaginis is the source of this 1620-nucleotide messenger RNA. The record is from the annotation of a GenBank genome assembly. NCBI's taxonomy places the organism in Eukaryota, Metazoa, Arthropoda, Insecta, Lepidoptera, Erebidae.